AUUAAAAACUGGACAGGAACAGCCCCGCUCGGCCCGGCUCACACCCACACCCGCAGCCGCUGGGGCUCCGCAGGCUCGGAGGUGCCAGGGUGUCCCUGCGUGCUCUGCCCCGCUCCGUGCGGACGCGCCGCGAACGCCCGGCCCCGCUCGGGUUUCCCCCUGUCCCUGCCCCGCUGACGCUGCCUGUGCCCUCAGGUCCGGCAGAGCCGAGCCGAGCCGAGCCGUGCGGGGCCAGCCGGACAUGCUGACCUGGCCUGGCUGAGCCCAGCCAGCCCCGCUGCCGGGAAUCGCAGCGUGUCCCGGGCUGGAAGGGACCCGGGAAGAGCAUCAGCAUCCACAGCCCGGCACAGCAUCCCCCCGGCAUGGAGCCCGCUGCCGAGGUGAAGAGGAAUAGUUUCCCCAGCAUGAACUUUGAAGCUGAGAUUCUGACAACACCACACGAUAAUUCAGAGCUCUACAUGAUCCCUUCCAUGAGGAGCCUCACAGCUGAGGAGUAUGUGGAGGCCUUCAAGUCAUUCUUGGAGCACUCAACGGAGCACCAGUGCAUGGAUGAGUUCAACAAGGAACAAAUGCCCACCAUCGUGGCUGGUCUGGGUGCUGGAAAAUCGACCCUCAGCGUUCUGGGAGUUGGGAGUGGCACAGGUGAGCAGGAUUUGAAAAUGAUCAGGAUACUGCAGGCUGUGCACCCAGGGGUCUUUAUUGACAAUGAGAUUGUGGAGCCCAACCCACAGCACGUGGCAGCUUACAAAGAGCUGGUGAGUCAAGCUCCAGACCUGCAGAAUGUUUCUUUUAUUUGGCACCAGCUCACUUCCUUGGAGUAUGAACAGCAGGUGAAGGAGAGAGGCACACAUAAGAAAUUUGACUUCAUCCAUAUGAUCCAGAUGCUGUAUCGUGUGGAGGAUAUUCCCAGUACUAUCAAGUUUUUCCACAGCUGCCUCGACCAUCAUGGCAAACUCCUGAUCAUAAUUUUGUCAGACAGCAGCGGCUGGGCCAGCCUGUGGAGGAAGCACAGGGACUGCCUGCCCGCCACCGACAGCGGCCACUACAUCACCUGCAGCGGCAUCACCGAGGUGCUGCAGGGGCUGGGGGUGCAGCACCGCGUCUACGAGCUGCCCUCGGGCUGGGACAUCACCGAGUGCUUCGCCGAGGGGGACGCGGAGGGCGGCCGCAUGAUGGAUUUCCUGACGGGCACCAAGAACUUCCUGGGCACGGCCCCGGCGGCGCUGCGGCGGCGGCUGCGGGAGGCGCUGCGCCAGCCCGAGUGCAGCAGCACCCGGGACGGCAGGGUCAUCUUCAGCAACAACCUCAGCAUGAUCGUCGUGGACUCCUAGAGCCACGGCUUGUGGCUUGUUGUGAACAGCGUGCAUCCCGCCUGUGCUUUCGCUGGGACUGGCACUGCUCUGUGGGGUGGCGGCAGGUUUGCUCGCCCACAGAGGAGCCUGCGCGGCCUUGGCGGCCGUGAGGGAGGCAGCCAGGUACAGACCUAUGCUCCACUGUGAUGCCUUCUGCCCCAGCCGGGCCGCCACAAACUGAUUCCUCGUGAAGGCUGGCCUAGAACAGAGCUAAAGAAUGAAGUAGGGAUUUAUUAGGAGGCCUCCAUGGAUCCACCUUGGGCAGCGCAAGAGCCCAGCCAGGGCUGCACCCAAGAUGAACCAAAAUGGUCACAAAAUGCACGAGUGCUCACGGGGUCUCUCACUUUUAUAAGUUCUGCUCCAUUUGCAGAUUGGAGUGAAUUGCCAAUCACAGCUUUAGCCCAUGAAGUCCCAUCCUUCUUGUUUUUCUCUCUUCAGCCGAUGUUUGAUCUCUUGGGCCUGAGAUUUGGAUCAUUUGUCCUUGGUCCCCAGCUAGAAAAAGAAUUGUUUUGUCUGCCUCUCUCUGUGAAGAGAGCUCACCAUCCCCUAAUACGAAGCUCAAAAGUUCACACUAAAGCAACACAGAAUCUGAAAACUAUAAAAGCUAAAACCUGAGGCAUCACCAGGACAAAACCACCAAGAUGUCCCAUCUGCUUUGCACCCAGGUAAUGUCACUGCACCCAGGCCCGAGCUGUAAGUUGCUCUGCACUAGGCUAUUUCACGUGGUUUUAUUGGCACAGACAUUUACUGCCCCAAGUCUCUCAGCAUCUCACGACAUAAAUUCUUAAAAAUUUAGUCUUAAAAAUUUAUCAGCCUUUUUGUUUGGAGAAUAUUUUGGAACCCAGGAUGAUACUUGCCCUGUGCUCUUUCAGGCAGACAUUAAUUUUGUUACUUUCUUACUACUGUUUGUCUCCAUAUAAAAUAAAAGCAAUCUUAAAACAAAAAA
This is a messenger RNA of Passer montanus (Eurasian tree sparrow), 2298 nucleotides long. Its product is annotated as carnosine N-methyltransferase 2-like. The transcript has 8 exons. Bases 363 to 1331 code for a protein of 322 amino acids. Gene Ontology annotation, molecular function: N-methyltransferase activity. Lineage: Eukaryota; Metazoa; Chordata; Aves; Passeriformes; Passeridae. The record is from RefSeq and is a predicted model, not a curated record.